Seriola aureovittata is the source of this 8808-nucleotide messenger RNA. It is a transcript of the gene zbtb2b, whose product is annotated as zinc finger and BTB domain containing 2b. Gene Ontology annotation, biological process: regulation of transcription by RNA polymerase II. Lineage: Eukaryota; Metazoa; Chordata; Actinopteri; Carangiformes; Carangidae. Gene Ontology annotation, molecular function: RNA polymerase II cis-regulatory region sequence-specific DNA binding; protein binding; DNA-binding transcription factor activity, RNA polymerase II-specific. The coding region runs from base 3824 to 5413 and encodes 529 amino acids. Gene Ontology annotation, cellular component: nucleus. The transcript is spliced from 3 exons. The record is from RefSeq and is a predicted model, not a curated record.
AAGGUGAAUCAGAGUCCCACGCACUGCUGCAUUGCGCAUGGCAUUUGCCGCAGCACCCCGAGCAUCCCUCGUUGUCCAGGGCAACGGUCGUCAUGGAGACAUUGAUUUGCCCUAUCAACCCUUGGACCCCCCACCCCCAUCCCCACAAGGCGUUUUGGCGGGAAAAGGAGGGGUAGAGUAUGAUUUUGGUAAAGGAAAUCAGUUCUCUAGUGAGUCCCUGCUCCAUACACAUAUACAUACGUAAUGUAUAGUGAGCACAGCAUGGUCAAGUCAUAUGUAUUUUUAACAUAGCCUGAGUUUAUGAUGUAUGUUAUAAUACUCUCCAAAUUGCAUGUAUUUAUGUUGCAGUGAGGCUGCUUGUGCCUAUUUUCUUUGCAAAAUGGCUGAGAAGACUGUUUUUUCUGCUUUAACCUCUUUUUUUUGCUUCUCAGUUUCCACUCCAAUAUGAAGGCCUAAAGCAAGAGGAUAAAACACCACCCGGCGCUUCAAGAAGGCCUACCCCAUGACAAAAUGAGAGCACAGGCAGCAAGGGUUGGGGUUGGGAACCGGGACGGGCUCUCGGCUCUUGAUUCUCUUUUUGAAGAACAUGACCAAUUGAUUGGCUGCACCCACGAUUACUAGGCUGGAAAAAUACGCAUAACAGUUAAUUCUGGCGGUGUUUUUUCCCCUCGCUCAGAUCAGCCCCGGUCACUAUGGGAACACGGCGGGCCGUUGUCAGGAUGUGGGGUCCUUGGGAGUGGGAGUCCAGCUGCGUCCACCUCCGGUGUUCAUCCACCGCCGGCCUCCCAUCCCCCCGCCGGGCCCCAGCCUGGCCGGAUCUGUUUUUCCAAACCGAGAGAGGAUUGACUCACCACUCCGGUUUCAAAACAGGCCAUGAACCGGGUGGGGGAGGGCGGCAGUUAACGUUAAAGGCCCUGUUUAAACAGGUGUUUCAGCUCACCACACAUUCGCAUGCAACAGCUGGCUUACAGAGUAUUUCAUUUGUUAUGCGUAAAGUUGCUUGAAGAUAUGCAAUGACGUCAGGGUCGGCAAAAUCAGACGCCAAUCUCGCUGUUCUUUUUUUUUUUUUUUUUUUUUUACGUUUUAAGCAAUUUCAUGCAGACUGUACUGCUGGUUUCAAAAAUGCAUCUUUGCAGGAAAAAUCAAUUUAGUGGAAAUCAGCGGCAGGGGAGUCAUGUGAAAGUCCAGUCUGUAUCUCUAUUGAGUAAGCUGUUCUGUGAAGAAAAAGUUAAAAAUGAUUUAAAAAAAAAGAGAUAGGUCAUAAGAAAGCCUUAUGAAAAGAGGCAGACAGGAGUACCUAAUUUUUCUGAAUGGUAGAGCAUUAUAUACAAAUCUAUUGACUAGAAUGUAUUGAUUUUAAUGAUGAAAAACAUUGAGCUGUUGUGCUUAUCUGCUUCUUUCAAUAACCCCCUACUGUGGGCCUUUCAGCAAAGUAAACAUGCUUUUGUUUUGCUGUCAUUACCCUCUACUAUCUACCACUGGUCUCAAUCUAUGUUUUGUUUGUGAAACAUUUUGUUCUCCCACAGGCCUAGGUUUUUAUUAGCUAAUUAGUUUUAGCAACAUUGAGGACAGGAUCAGAUCUAGCUCUGUUUGUUGACUGGACAGAGACUUGUAGGUCCCCAGGCCCUGUUUCAUAGACAUUUCUGUCCCCUCCCAUGUCUUCCGUCUCCUCUUACAGACUCUCCUCCCAUUCUCUGCCUGCCCAACAAGCAUUUUCAGAUAGCUAAAACUUGCUUAGUCUGGUCCUUCUGUGGACUCCCUGUCCUAAGGCAGAAACACAACUCUGUAAUGACAGGUCUGGAAAAAAGUGGUGUUUACACUGGGACAACAUCCACCAACUCACUGAUGACAAAAUAUUGAUGAGACUCCAAAGUGCAUUUGUGAAAAGGUCCUUCUAUGUCCUGUGCCUCUGCACAGGCAAUCCGUGGUUGAAAUCCAUUUCCAAGAUAUCCACUCCCGUCCCUUUACUGGUACCUCUUGCUGUUCAAAAAUUGAUUUCCCAAAGACCAUUGAGUGUAUCAGAUCCCAGACAGUUUUGACAGGCAACUGUUUGUUGCAAUCACAAAAUAAUGGCUGUAACUCAAGAGCUCAUUCAGGGCCCGCAACAAGCUGGAGUAAAUACUUCUUUAAGUCUUUGAGUCUGAAAAAUUGUAUUUACUGUUGGUGUGACUGGGUUAUUAAAGGUUAUUCAACCUACAGGGGGUUCUUGAUACGGUUUAUAGUGUGUAUGCAGGUCUGACAUUGAUUGGGUAUGGUAUGCAAUGUUGAACCCAGAUUAGAAUAUAUACACUGGUAUUGCUUACAGUAGCAGCAUUUGAGUCAAAGUUUGUAGAUAUUGGUAACAGCUAGCUUUCUCUGUCAUUAUUUGCACUCUUUUUAAUAGCUUCUUGGACAUGAGCUUCACAAAUUAAAUUAAGGACUGCCCAUACAGCAGAUAACCUGACAACAAAACGCUUACAAACUACAAACCAGUAUUUACCAGUGACCAGUAUAAUCUGGUAUAAAUGGUCAAAUAUAUCUCAAAUCUGUUUUCAUUAUUUUGUGUCAUACAGUUCAUAAUAGUUCAUAAAGUUGUGUGGGAAUUGGUUGAUACAUUUGUAAAACAAAAUGGAUGUAUAUUUCAACAGCAACAACUUUCCAAAGAGGAGGGAGUGUGUGGGUUUUGCCUUAUUUUGCAGAGAAUUCAAUUCCAGCUUCCACAGGUAGCCCAAGAGUAAAAUAAAAGCCUUAUCAAGGGUGAAUCCAAACUGUCCUCUAAAAAUAAAACAAAUGUUAAAUCAGUCAUCUAUCCUUUUAAAUCUAAAGUUUAUACAAAACUCUUUGCAACUUCCUCAGACUAUAAAUUGUGACAUAUAAAUAAACUUUCCUUAUUUUAUCACUUAAUAUGGAUUUCACAUCAGUUAUUGAAAUUAUGAUCUCAAAGGCAAAGAAAAAAGCCCAGAUUUACUUUGAUACAAAAGCUCCCUGAAAUAGUUUACAGAAAUAAAAACAUUUAUUUAUUUAUGGUAAUAUUUCAACGGUGAUUAUGUGUUUUGACCAUAUUUUGUAGUAUGGUUUUAUCUCCUUGUAUCACAUAAUUUGUGUUACUUAGUUAUAAAGGAUUCAAAAAGGAAGAAGUCAUUUGGUAUUCAUGUAGAUUUUCAACCAUAAGUUAGGAAUGUUUUAAUAUUUGUGUUAGUAAAGCUAAAUAGCCUUGUUUUGAUACACUUUCAAAGCCUAAUGAAAAUAUUGUAAAUGUAGCUAAGUAGUUGCUAACAUUAAAUAUGUGUAUACCUCCUUUAAACUUUGAAUCUUUAACAACAUCAACUUUGGAGCUUCAACAAAAAAAAAAAAUGCAAAUGUGAGACGACUGCAGGCAAACAGUGUUAUUUCAGUGAGAGACGGUGAGGGACAGUUUGUUUUUUGUUUAACGUGUCGUUAACGGCAGAGACACAAUGAUUAACUACCACACGAUGAGUCAACAUAGCUGUUAGCCGUUUAUGUUCGACCUCACCGGCUGUCAAAAAGCUGGCUAGCGGGGGUUGAUCUCACGGCGGUUACACAGUGCGGGAAAUUAACGUUAACUCAACCGCCCCUUUGCUCAACGGAUUUUUACAACGGCCGUUUUUUUGGCUGGUUUUUACCCACAGUCAUGUGAUUGUAACGUAAAACCCCUAACCGGAAAACACCGACGGACGACCCUCUCCGCCGCCAACGAAUGCAGCGUUUGCAAGGAACAGUACAAGCUGCUGCGAGCCCAGAGAGGACGGACGAGUCCCCGGUAACAAACAAACAACGGCGACACGGCAAACUCCACGGAAUUAAGCAGAGUGCAGGUUGAAGAAUGGAGUUGGCCAACCAUGGUCUUAUCCUGCUGCAGCAGCUUAACGCUCAGAGGGAGUUUGGCUUCCUGUGCGACUGCACUGUGGCUAUAGGAGAUGUCUUCUUCAAAGCCCACAAAGCCGUCCUCGCUGCCUUCUCCAACUACUUCCGAAUGCUCUUCAUUCACCAGGACAGUGACUGUGUGCGCCUGAAGGCUGCUGACAUACAGCCAGACAUCUUCAGCUACCUCCUCAACCUGAUGUACACAGGCAAGCUUGCACCCCAGCUGAUAGACCCUGCACGGCUGGAGCAGGGGGUCAGAUUCCUGCAUGCCUAUCCACUCUUGCAGGAGGCCAGCCAGUCUGUGUAUUCACACCCUGAGCACAGCAUCAACCUCUCCACCUCCCUUUAUGGCAUCCAGAUCUCCGACCAACAGGUUGCGCUGUCAGCCCGACUGCCAACUCGACGGCAGCUCUCCUCGCCUUUUGAUGUCGAGCAGCUCGUCUCAGAGGGGAAGUAUCCAUCCACACCAGCUGUCACAGCUUCAUACGCAAACUCCUUACCGUCCAAGCUAGCUUCCUCACCCCCAGACAUGGAGGCCUCAACAAGUGGCACCAAGCCUACAUCUGAGGAGGGGGUAACCGACUUGCUAAGUGCAGGCGGUUCCUCAGCCAGUGCCAUCCUCCAUGUAAAGCCCAGCAUCAUGAAGAGGAGUUCCUCCUUUAGGAAGCAUUACUCGUGUCAUCUGUGCAGGAGCCGAUUCAACCAGAGAUGCCUGCUGAGAGAGCACCUCCUGCAGCACACCCAGGGUCUUCAGCAGCCCCCAACUGAGCCCAGUAAUGCACUCUCACCGGUCAUGGCUGGAGAACAGAGUGUGCUAGAGCUAGAGGGGGUCCUUAAGGGAAUCAAGCAAGGGUCAAUUGCCCCGGCUGCAACUACAGCAGUCGAGAUAAUCAGUGACAGCGAGCAAACGCCUGUUUCAGGUACCAACUCGGACUCUCCCCGAGCAGAGGUGUCCACAUCCAGCUGGGGAUUGGGGGGGUUAAAUUCUCAGGCAGACACACCACCUCCAUCAGACAUUGCGGACAUCGACAACCUGGAGAGUGCCGACUUGGACCGGGAAGUGAAGCGGCGGAAGUAUGAGUGCUCCACCUGUGGGCGCAAGUUCAUUCAGAAGAGCCACUGGCGCGAACACAUGUACAUCCACACAGGAAAGCCCUUCAAAUGCAGCGCUUGUGGCAAGAGCUUCUGCCGGGCCAACCAGGCGGCCCGCCACGUGUGCCUGAACCAGGGAGCCGACACCUACACCAUGGUGGAUCGACAGAGCAUGGAGCUGUGCACUGCAGGCGACGACAACAGCCAGAUGGAGGCGAUGUUCUUGGGCUCGUCGAAGCCUUACAAGUGUAACAUUUGUGCAACCACCUUCUCCAGUCCCAAUGAGGUGAUCAAACACCUGUGCUUCACCCAAGGGGGGUUAGUGGGACUGCAGGGAAACACAGGGGCAGGGAUCCUGCUCAAACGUGAAGAGUUUUCCAAAGAUGAAGGCUCUGAUUUGUCCAACUCUGGCACCCCACUAGAACCCAUAAAGACUGAGGAGAUCCUCGUGGAGUAAUGCCAAAACUGUGUCCUUUUUAACAUGUAUGUUUAUUUUCUAAAUUAUGGUUAAUACGUAAGCUAAAGUUAGUCAGGGUAUGUAUGUUGGAGGUUCUCAAUCUACUUAAUUUUUUUUUUUUUUAACCCUGUGACAAAAAGCAAAUAGCCUAUAGCUCUCAGGAGUCCAAACCAACAUCAUUAGAAAGCAAAUAAAAUUAACAUUUGGCUCAAGGAUAAGUUAAAUACCAAUGAGGGAGAGGAAGUGACUAUUACUUUGUUUCAUUUCAUCAUUUUACUAUUGGCGUACAUCGGUUUUAGACUCUUGUGUCAGUCUGUACCAUAUUGUUUUUUCUUAAGCACCACCAUUGUGGUGAAACUGCACAGGCAAACUUUCAGUGUAAAAAGGAAGAGGAAGCUGAGAUUUCCGGAGGGCAAAGCAUGUUAUGAGAUGAGUUGGCUGUGCUCGAUCUGAGGAGGAGAAAGAAGUGGUAACUACUAACAAUCUGUUUGUACAUGGUCAUAAACGAGAGGCUGAUUCUGCAGAUCAGGUACAGAUUAUAAUUCCAGCUAAAAGCACACAGAAUAUUCAGACCUGAGACAAUCUGUGCUCUUUUAUUUUUGAGCUGACACCCGAUAUGCAGGAAAGUGCAUUUGUCUUCCAUUUAUGUUUUGGCUCAGCAGAAUCUUGAAAUGUAAUGUUAUGACCGUUAAUUGCUCCCUUCUCUGCAACCAUAUAGAUGUUUAUUCUGUAUUUUGUUGAAGUGUGGUUAUGGUCCUUGUCUGAUUGCAGCAUAUAAAAGCACAAUUGCUAGACAUAAUAAGAGUUAGACCAAAAACUGGUCAUAUCACAAGCAAGAGCCGUCAUUGUGUUUACAGUUGUGCCACUUUGAUUAUUUUUUUAAUUUCUCAUUUUUACCUGUUAUGUUGUAUAACUCUUUGGUUACUGACUGAAGAAACAAUAUGUCCCAUCCAGACACACAUACCUUCAUAGGAGGCUGUCCUGUACAAUAUUGUACAUCUCGUCUAUGUUAUAAGUUGCUUGAAUCUACUCCUAAAAGCCCUUAAAUUUAGUUCAACAUGCUUUUCUAAUUUUAUAUACAGUGCUAUAUUUACAAAGGAUACAUUAUAUUGCAAAGGUGUAUGUAUAUUAGUAGACGAAUAGCUUUCAAAAUAGAAAUACAUUUGGUUUAACAAAAGUUUAUGUAUUAGGGAUGGGCAUGAUGAAUUAAUUUUUAAUCUCUUCAAGAUGUUAGGUAAAAUCUGAGCUUGAUUUUCAUUGUAUGAGCUUUUAAAAAUAUGUUAUAAUUAAAAUUAUUCACAAUUUUACAUCCCCUUUGCCAUUGCCAAACUUAUACUAAUUGCUAACCUGACUCAUUUUGUGCAAAGGGAAACAUUUUCUCUAUAUUGUAGAUUAAUAAUAUUGUAGACCUUCUGACAUUUAUAUUUGUUGUAUAAGUUUGUUCAAAUCAGAAAAUAUAAGUAGCGGUUGCAAAAAUAGUCAUUUAUUAAAAAAAACAAAAAACAAAACAAAAAAAUGUGUGGGUGAAAAUAUGCAGAUGAACAUGUUGAAACGUGUAUGAUGUAGCGGUUUAGAGCAGUAGAGUUUGACUGUUUCACUCAGGCAAGUGUGACAUUGUGACAGAGAGAGUUGCCUUUUAAAAAGAUGUUUGCAAGAAAUAUAACAGUGAUAACUCUGUAUAGCAGACUGUCUGGACAAACGUAUGGAAAUAUAACAGAAAAGGUGCCAUUUAUUAUAACUUAACAGCAACAUCAAAUCUUUGGGAUAACGAGCAUUUUCUGUGUACUACUGAUGACUGCAAGUUGUGAAAAAUAUUUACGUACAUGUCCAAUAAAUGUGAAGCAAGCAAAGUGAGAAGGCAGUUAUAUAAUUUAUCAUGUCAGAACAUGUCAAGUGUGAAAAUUCAGCUCCAGUAGUAUAAUUUUAACAGUAGCAGUGAGCAUCUGCUUUGGUUUCUCUGUUGCAAACCUGUGAUUUAACUGAACCUAGAAGGAUAACUUGAAAUUUGAUGUUUUUUUUUCUUGUACUUUCAUAUUUCAUGAUUCACAGUUCACUGGAGAGAGGCUUGUAAAAUAGUCUCAGUAUGAUUAUUGUUUCCUCCAGUAAGAAAUGGAUUCUAUACUAUUGUUAUUAACUACUACAAAAUUGCCUAUUUUUUUUGCUGCAAAUGCUAUAAAAUAAGCUUGUACGCAAAUAAGUUUGGGAUGUUGCCAAUUUAUCCAAUUCAUGAGGUUACAAAAACAUGUCUUCCAAUACUUCUGCAAGGCAUCGAGUCUAAUAAUGUUAGUAUCCUGUUAUCCUAUUUGCUGUGAUCAUCCUCGAGACCAGUUUAACAAUUCACAAGAUUUAAUGAUAUAAUUUGGAACAUAACUUACCAGAGCUCAUUAAUGUGUUUUUUUUUUUUUGUUUUUGUUUUUUUUUUUUAUAAAUAUAGUCUUUGUUUAUUGUUAAUUGACCUAUUUCUGUCUGUUUUAGCGUUUUAAUAAUUUUCUGAAAAAAUGCCCAUCCCUAGUACGUUUAAUAUGCGUUGUUUUCUGUCUUUAUUUUGAGUCAUUUUCACCCAGGCAGACUUUUCAUCUUCAAGUUGUUUUUGUGACAGUGAGGAUGAGGCCCAGCUGAAAUUAGUUUUAAGUGGGAUUUUUUUUUUUUUCUUACUACUUUAAAUCCUACUAUGAUAAGAAUCGGUAAGCAGAUGUUGCUUUGAUGCAGUGAGCCCAGUGUUUGGCUAGAUGGAGCUGUUUUUCUUUACUGUCUACUCAGGUCCGAAGUGAAGGGGAAAUCUAUCAAAUUUGAACAGUGAUAUCUUUAUUAAUGUGGCUGUGUGGUUGCCAAUUAUAACCUUUUGAAUAUAAAUCAAUAUUCCGUCAUAUUUUAGUUCACAUAAAAACACAAAUGUCUGUGAAUUAAUUCAAUGUUACAAGUGUUUCGUAUUGACUAACCGGGAAGGAUUCUUGUUUGUGUCUUGUCUUGGCAAUUGAAAUGCUCUACUACUGACAUUCAUUUCUCAGAGCUAAAGUGAUACACAGAAAUAUGUGCUUUAUGAAAAGUUACAGUUGUAGUUGUUGUUCUGCAAGACCGGUCUUGUAACCUUGUAAGGUUUGUCUCUGUGUGUGUGUUUAAACAUCUCAGUAUCUCAGGAAGAUGAGAAGUUUGACAUUGUCUUUUCUGUCCACUGUUAUUAAUCAAAAUGAUCAUUUCCACAUUUGUGAGGACCCCCACCCAUGAUACUUGAGCGCACACAAAAUUACCCCACUCUCCAGUGCCCAUCUGACAUCUACUGUGACCAGUCUGUGUUCUCAGGAAUGUGAGUAAUUUUCUGUAUAAACAUACCUUUUUUUGUUUUGGUUGUUUUUUUUUCAGUGAAGAAUGAACAAUAAAAACAUGUCUUUUUAUAA